AUGACUCCUGCAAACUAUUUGGAAGAGAUUAAAAAUUUUGUAUUUCACGAAAACAAAAUUGUUACUUACAAGUGGCUAAGUCGGCGUUUUGGAAUUCACGCGAAUAAAGCUAAACAAAUGCUUUUUGAAUUUAUGUUUUUAGCUUCUAAUGAAUCCGCACACGCUGUUUAUUGCCUUUGUGGCGUUUCCGAAGGUGGGCUUCACACAGUUAAACUUGUACUUCAGGAAGACUUAGAAGAAAUAACAAAAACAUUCAACGUCUUGACUAGCAUACAUAUAUACAGUGUAGAAUCCUGUCGCCCAAAGGAAUCGUUCGCUCUUGCUACGGUAAAUCGCGAAAUAUCAAAGUUAAUACCAAAGAAAGAGAAAAUUAUUGUGAACGAUCUUG
Acaulospora morrowiae is the source of this 388-nucleotide messenger RNA. NCBI's taxonomy places the organism in Eukaryota, Fungi, Glomeromycota, Glomeromycetes, Diversisporales, Acaulosporaceae. The record is from the annotation of a GenBank genome assembly.